Molecule: messenger RNA, 1462 nt
Organism: Sphaerodactylus townsendi
Lineage: Eukaryota; Metazoa; Chordata; Lepidosauria; Squamata; Sphaerodactylidae
Gene: ASCC1
Product: activating signal cointegrator 1 complex subunit 1
Exons: 10
Coding region: 151-1215 (354 amino acids)
Biological process (GO): DNA alkylation repair; regulation of DNA-templated transcription
Cellular component (GO): nucleus
Molecular function (GO): RNA binding
Source: RefSeq, a predicted model, not a curated record
GGCCCAUAGGACGCAUGCGCGCAACCACUUUGCCAAAGGGACACACUUCCCAACUGCGCGGUUUUGCUGCUCGGACGCACCUGAAUUGGCACCCACCCUUUGCGCCCUUUACGUAGCUCACAACGACCGGGAAAAAACAAUAAGCAUAGAAUGGAAGUUAUGCGGCCAACGCUAAUCCGAAUUGGAGGACGUAUUUACAGGAAAAAUCAUAUUCGAGAGAAGGCCCACCAACCUGAAGAGGAGGACGAGGAGGUCUAUGCAGGACUGGGGGAUGGUACAGAUGAGCCUUGUGAUGCCUUUGUGAUAGAAGAGACCGAAAGAGGUUACCGGUGUGCUGUUGAUGUUCCCAGCCCACUCUACAAGUAUAUAAUAGGAAAGAAAGGAGAAACAAAAAAGAAACUUGAAACAGAAACCCGAACCUCCAUCAGUAUUCCCAAGCCUGGAGUGGAGAGAGAAAUUGUGAUUACGGGACAACACCGGAAUGGUGUUAUUUCCGCACGAACCCGGAUUGACGUUCUUGUUGAGAGCUUUCGCAAAAAACAGCCUUUCACACACUUUCUGUCAUUUGCCCUCAAUCAACCUGCAAUUCAGGAAAAGCUUCUACAAUUCAAGAAAGAAGUGCUGGAAAAGUGUUCAAGUGACUGUGGUGUCAGCAGCAGUCUGUUCCAAAACCCGGCCAAGUUCCACAUGACUAUUGGCACGCUGGUGCUCCUGAAUGAGCAGGAAAUCCAGAAGGCCCAGGAGCUUCUGCAGAAGUGUAAAGAAGAGUUUGCUGAUGCAAUUGCUGGAGGCGAACCGCUAACUGUGGAAGUCGCAAGUAUUGAGUACAUGAAUGAUGAUCCAGCUAUGAUGGAUGUUCUCUAUGCAAAAGUCACUAUGAAGGAUGGAUCCAACAAGCUACAGCAACUCGCAGACAAAUUGAUGGAUCGGUUUGUGACCUCAGGGCUAAUGCUGAAAGAGUGGGAUAGAGUGAAACUCCAUGCUACUGUUAUGAACACGCUUUUCCGGAAAGAUCCCAGUGCUGAUGAGCAAAGCAGCACAACCACCGGCAAAUUUUUCAGGGAAAGGGAGUCAUUUGAUGGCCGAAACAUUAUGAAACUUUUUGAGAAGUUCUGCUUUGGAGACGUGCAGCUGAAUUCAGUCUAUCUCUCUCAGCGAUUCUCCACCGACAGCUCUGGUUACUAUGCGACAUCUGGGCAGCUCACUUUCUCCUAAAGUCAUCUGCCUCAACAGAGAUCGUAUGUCAUCAGACCUGCACACUGGACAAGACGAUGGUGGUUGAAAAGGGUCCUGUUGUUUAGACUGGGUCUGUCCUGCUCUGUUUUGCCAAGGAUCUGAACUAGUAAACCCACCAGAAAUGAACCUACCGAAAGGAAGAUGGCCCCGUGGUCAAUAAGGUUUUCUUUGUUUUGUUGAUGUUUAUACUGAAGAAUAAAUGCUGGAUGCAGAAGGAAUAAUCACA